Molecule: messenger RNA, 1055 nt
Organism: Chinchilla lanigera (long-tailed chinchilla)
Lineage: Eukaryota; Metazoa; Chordata; Mammalia; Rodentia; Chinchillidae
Gene: Tnfrsf18
Product: tumor necrosis factor receptor superfamily, member 18
Exons: 5
Coding region: 74-712 (212 amino acids)
Biological process (GO): negative regulation of apoptotic process; positive regulation of cell adhesion
Cellular component (GO): plasma membrane; external side of plasma membrane
Molecular function (GO): tumor necrosis factor receptor activity
Source: RefSeq, a predicted model, not a curated record
CUGGGCGGGGUGUGGGCGGGGCCAAGCAGGUCCAGGCUGCUAAACCCCCAGGCACUCGCGGGGCCUAGGCACCAUGGGGCUGCCAGCGGCCUUGUGUGGGCUCGCGCUGCUCUGUGAGCUGAGCUUUGGCCGAUGCCUUGCCGAGGGGCCCUGUGGCCCAGGCCGCUUCCUCAACGGGACAGGGACCAACCUGAGGUGCUGCAGCCUGACUGCCCCGGGUGAGGCGAGCAAGACCUAUGCUAUAAGGGACUGUGAGUGUGUCCAGCCGGAGUACCACUGCGGUGACCCAGACUGCCAGACCUGCAAGUACCACCCUUGUCCGCCGGGCAUGGAGGCACAGCCGAAAGGGAAGCUCAAAUAUGGCUUCACAUGUGUCAACUGUGCUGUGGGGACCUUCUCCCAGGACCGUCAGGGCCGCUGCAAACCUUGGGCAGACUGUGGCCAGUUUGGGUUUCUCACGAUGUUCCCUGGAAACAAGACCCACAACGCAGUGUGCCUCCCAGGGCCACUGCCCCUGGAGCUGCACAGCCAGCUGACUACUGUCCUCCUUGUCGUGGCCUGCUGCCUCCUUGUCCUGACCACCAUCCAGCUGGGCUUGCACAUCUGGCAACUAAGGCAGCAGCCUGCGUGGCCCCGAGGUCAAGACCCAGCCACAGCUGGAGGUACUGCCGCCACCACCUGCCGAGGACACCUGCAGCUGCCAGUUCCCUGAGGAGGAGCGGGGGGAGCGGCUGGAGGAGAAGGGCCGGCUGGGGGACCAGUGGGUAUGAGGCCUGGCCAUCCCCAGGAGCGGCUGCACCCAAGCCAGGCCCUCUGGAGCUCAUCCAGGCCAACCUGGAGCAAGUCCUCUGCUUUGGGCCCGGCCCUGCUCCCUGUGAUGGUGGAAGUGGGCGGAGGACAGGGCCAGUGCUGCAACCCCAGCUACACAGAAGGGGGUGGCCAUGGUGGGGCUCUGUGGCAGAGACAGUGCCACAGUUGCUCUCCCUAACAGUGCGGCCCUCUGGGCCCACCCUGGCUGCAGCCCUGUUCUCAAUAAACACUUGUGUAGUGACUAA